AUGACUAUGAACACAACGAUGAACAUAGAAGUUGAACUUGCCCUAAGAGCGCUGCAGCUUAUAUUUGCAAUCAUUGUUAUGGGAACAGACGGGCAUGCUAUCCAUGUUUUUCGCGGCCAUACUGCCUAUGAACAUUUUGACAUUGGCAAUUUAUAUGUUUACUAUGGUGUCCCUGAUGCCUGGGGCUUUUUGAUGUUCUGUGCCGGCUGGACAUUUUUGGGCGUUUUCUUCUUUCUUAUUGCUAGAAUCCGUUAUGCGGAUCAUGCACUGGUUGGCUAUGUGCGUCUCGCCGUCGAAGCUAUAGCUUUUUUGUCGUGGCUAGCUGGUUUUAUUGCUGUGGCUGUCAACAUAGGAAGCCAACAAUGUCCGGCUGAAGAGAACGGCUGCGGGCUGCUCAUUGCAGCGACAGUCUUUGGAGCGUUGGAGUGGCUACUGUUUCUAUUUACUACGAUCAUUACUAUCAACCUCGUCUUCAACGGCAUUCACAGGCCAAAGGUAUCUAUGGCCAGCCAUACUAAGCCACCGGCAUAG
Molecule: messenger RNA, 531 nt
Organism: Trichoderma atroviride IMI 206040
Lineage: Eukaryota; Fungi; Ascomycota; Sordariomycetes; Hypocreales; Hypocreaceae
Cellular component (GO): membrane
Source: RefSeq, a predicted model, not a curated record